This is a messenger RNA of Durio zibethinus, 577 nucleotides long. RefSeq names its product DNA-binding protein S1FA-like. NCBI's taxonomy places the organism in Eukaryota, Viridiplantae, Streptophyta, Magnoliopsida, Malvales, Malvaceae. Gene Ontology annotation, biological process: regulation of DNA-templated transcription. Gene Ontology annotation, cellular component: nucleus. Gene Ontology annotation, molecular function: DNA binding. The record is from RefSeq and is a predicted model, not a curated record.
AUAAAUACAACCAGCUCCAUUUCCUUUAAGCUGGUUUUGCUAAUCCUUUCCAAUUUCUGGAACUCUCUUCGGUCCAAAUUCGUUCUGGUGAGGAGCUCAACCGUUGAGUACGCAGCCAUGUCAGACGACUUCGAUUUCGCCGAUAAGGGAAACAAGAUUAUUAAUGAAACUGAAGCCAAAGGGUUCAACCCUGGAUUGAUAGUGCUGCUGUUUGUUGUUGGGCUGCUACUGGUAUUCCUUGCAGGGAACUGUGUACUUUACUCUUAUGCCCAGAAGACUCUUCCUCCUAGAAAAAAGAAGCCAGUAUCCAAGAAGAAGAUGAAGAGGGAGAGGCUCAAGCAAGGAGUCUCUGCACCAGGCGAGUAGGACUUUUGAGGCAUUGUCUCCUCUGUUCUCCGUGUUCAAACUGUAUGUUCACAAUUUUCUUUGUGUCCGGAGAGUUGCCUCGAUUGAAUUUUAGCAUCUUAAUUAGAAGUUAACCUUGUAUUUGGGUAGACUAGGAAGUGAAAUACAGUUUUUUGUUCAUCAGAUGCAGUCCACAGUUUACUUAUCUCAUUUCUUUUUUGCUUUCCUAUUA